CUCGGCAGCAGCUAAGCUGCACAGUCCGACAUGGCAAGGAAAUAUCGCAACAUUUUCCUAAAGAAAGAUGAAAAUCUUCCAAGUCUUUUGGAAUGAUAUUCAUCACGCGAUGUGAUCCAAAAUCCACAAUGUGUGAGGACAUUUAAGAACGAUUGAGUUCGGAAGGAAAAAAAUCUUGAUUCCAGUGGAAUCUUCCAUAUAUUAUAUAUUAUUAUUAUAUUUUUUUCUGUGUUAAACUUAACAUACAUUUACACACACUCGUCCCAUCAACAUAUAACCAUGCCAGUGCAAGCACCACAAUGGACAGAGUUCCUGCUGUGCCCGAUCUGCACACAGACAUUUGAGGAGACUGUUCGCCGACCCAUCAGUUUGGGCUGUGGACAUACUGUCUGCAAGAUGUGCCUGAACAAGUUGCACCGUAAGGCCUGUCCCUUUGACCAGACAGCCAUCAGCACAGACAUCGAGCAGCUACCUGUUAACACAGCCCUGUUGCAGCUGGUGGGAGGCCAGGUUCCUAAGGCUCAGCCAGUUGCCUUGAUUUCCAGUCCAGAGGACUCGCAGCAUUAUGAGGAGGCCAGGCAGUGUGUGGAGGAGUUGGCCCUCUACCUCAAACCCCUCAGCAACACCCGAGGUGUGGGUUUGAGCAGCACGGCCCAGAGCAUGCUGAGUCGACCCAUGCAGAGGAAACUGGUAACUCUGGUCCACUGCCAGCUGGUAGAGGAAGAGGGCCGCGUGAGGGCCAUGAGAGCUGCCCGCUCUCUGGGUGAGCGAACUGUCACCGAACUAAUCUUGCAGCAUCAGAAUCCACAGCAGCUCUCCUCCAAUCUGUGGGCUGCUGUCCGUGCACGAGGAUGUCAGUUUCUUGGCCCAGCCAUGCAGGAGGAGGCUCUGAAGUUGGUCCUUCUUGCACUAGAGGAUGGUUCUGCUCUGUCCAGGAAGGUGUUGGUUCUCUUUGUAGUCCAGAGGCUUGAGCCUCGCUUCCCACAGGCAUCUAAGACGAGUAUAGGUCAUGUGGUGCAGCUCCUGUACAGGGCCUCAUGCUUCAAGGUGACCAAACGUGAUGAAGAUUCAUCCCUAAUGCAACUGAAAGAAGAGUUUCGUACUUACGAGGCUCUGCGGCGCGAGCAUGACUCUCAGAUUGUUCAGAUUGCCAUGGAAGGUGGGCUGCGCAUCGCACCCGAUCAGUGGUCUUCUCUGUUAUAUGGAGAUCAGUCUCACAAGUCACACAUGCAGUCUAUCAUAGAUAAGCUGCAGACCCCAGCGUCCUUUGCUCAGAGUGUCCAAGAGCUGACGAUUGCGCUACAGAGGACUGGAGACCCGGCCAACCUCAACAGGCUGCGGCCCCACCUGGAACUUCUGGCCAACAUUGACCCCAGUCCUGAUGCUCCCCCUCCCACAUGGGAGCAGCUAGAGAAGGGGUUGGUAGCAGUGAAGACGGUGGUGCAUGGCCUGGUAGACUUUAUCCAGAACCAUAGCAAGAAAGGAGCUGACCCUCAGCAGCCUCCCCAGCACAGCAAGUACAAGACAUACAUGUGUCGUGACAUGAAGCAAAAGGGUGGCUGUCCUCGUGGAGCCAGCUGCACCUUUGCUCACUCUCAGGAAGAACUGGAGAAGUAUCGUAAGAUGAAUAAGCGCCUGGCAGCUCGCCUCCCUGGCUCAGGGCUCAUGCCAGAUGAAGGCCUUCCCCUUGAUGUAGCAGUGACCCGGAAGCCUUCACCUCUCACCAAUGGGAGUGGUGCACCCUCUUUGCCCCAGCUCAUUGCCCGUGGCACAGACACAGUCCCAUAUGAACUGUUGCGUAAACCCAUGAAGAUGGAUGGAGGGAGUCCCAGUGCCCCAGGAUCACCACCUGAUCCCAUGGACUCUGUGCCCAAACCUGGUAUGCCUCUGCCACCUCAUGCACUGGCCCACCCCAGAAUGCCUGCAGAUCACCUCUCUGGGGUGAAGCAGAUGCCUGUGGUACCUAGAGGUUCACCAGUGUACCCCCAGCCACAGCUCUCUGAGAUGUUCUACUCUGAUACUCGCCCACCACCUUCUGGUCCUCAGUAUGAACCUUCACAAUACCCCCCAGGUUACCCCUACCAACAGCCACCACAGUAUGUUCCUCGGGAUUACAUGCGUAACCCACCCCCCAGUGAGUCAGGGCCCCCUUACCAUGACCCCUACCCUGGCUAUGGCCCACCAGAGCGCCCUUACCAGGCCCCUCACUCUGGCCCACCCUUCUCCUACCCUCACCCUCCACACUAUGACCGAGGUCGCCAUGGCACCUAUUCUGGCCCCCCACCUCCCCCACAGCCUUACACAUCUCAGAGGGAAAGCCUGGUCAGAAUGAGCCCUGCGCCUCUGGAUGUUCCCCCUCCAUCAGCUGGACAGGCUAACUCACUCUACCACCCGGAGGCCAGUGCCCGGGAUAGAUACCCACCAGAUGGCUACUAUCAAGCAGGUGCCCAACCUCCACCAAUGAGGGCUUAUCCCAGAGGGCCAUCAUAUAGUGGUUCCCAGCCCAGCCUGGACUACCUUCACAGACGUCGGCAGGAGCUGUUAUCCCAGCUGGAAGAAAGGAAAGUCAUCUCCCCUCCACCAUUUGCUGCCUCCCCCACUCUUUCUCAUACCUUCCCAAGCGACUACCCUCCUGAGUACGGAGAAGAGAGCUCCAAAACCAUUGGGAAAUGCAGAGAGCCUGACUAUGCUGGGCAAUACUCACCCUGGUCUUGCGAAACCAUUGGAUCCUACAUUGGCACAAAGGACGCCAAACCCAAAGAUGUUAUGGUUCCUGGAACCAUGGAAAUGAUGAAUGUUGAGGCUAAGGGUCUGAGGGAACCAUCACUUGAGGCCCCUCGUAGGGGUACAGAAGUCAAGGACGAUGACCCUAUUAUCCCGUUUGGCCCCCAGCCCACUGUAUCACGCUUUGGGGCCAUCUCCCGCACCUCAAAGACAGGCUAUCAGACUUCCGGCCCUGUACAGGCCAUGGCCUCCACUCCCCAGAACCCAAACUCUAAACACAUGGCCAUGCCAGCAGAAUACACAUAUGGAAGCCAUGGAGGAUGGGGUGGAGCUUCAUACCCCUCCCACCAGACUGCCUCCUCCUCUCAGGGACACUUUAGUGAGCGCCUGCCUAUGGCAGCCACAGACAGAGAACAGCUGAAGAUUGAACUGCAGCAGGUCAACCAGCAGAUCAACCAACAGACCCAGAUGCACAGCAUGGAGGCUGCCAGUAACACUUUAGUGCUGCAGAGGGAGGCCAGUGCAUUGGCAGGUCAGUCCGUGCAGUCCAGCCAUGGUCAGGCAGCAGCAGCCCAGCAGCAGCAACAGGCCAAGUGGCCAGCAGGGGGAGCAGGUGCAACAGCUGUGUCUAGUGAACAGCUGAGCCUGGAGCUCCACCAGGUGGAGAGAGAGAUUGGAAAAAGGACCCGUGAGAUGGCCAUGGAAAAACAAGUAGCUCAUGAAGUUCAGCAGUACAAGAUGAAACCUGCAGAGAAUGGACAACCAGAGCACAAGACUCAGCUGGAAGAAAUCUCUCUGGCUCUUGGCGAGGUGUCAAACGGCUCCAGCAGUCUGCAAGAAAGUGCAGUGGGCGGGUCCAUGCUGUCACUGACCAAUAAGACGUCUGCGUUGAGCCUGUGUUCUGAUCCAGGUGCCACUGGUUCAGAGAUGCAGAAGAAUGGCGUUGUCCAUUCCUGCUCUUAGGCAGUACACCCACACACACACACACACACACACACACACACACACACACACACACACACACACACACACACACACACACACACACACACACACAUACACAAACAU
Scomber scombrus (Atlantic mackerel) is the source of this 3792-nucleotide messenger RNA. RefSeq names its product ring finger and CCCH-type domains 1b (gene rc3h1b). NCBI's taxonomy places the organism in Eukaryota, Metazoa, Chordata, Actinopteri, Scombriformes, Scombridae. The transcript is spliced from 20 exons. Bases 280 to 3687 code for a protein of 1135 amino acids. The record is from RefSeq and is a predicted model, not a curated record. Gene Ontology annotation, molecular function: metal ion binding.